UUGAUCAAAUGUCUUCCUCUGCCUCCUCCCUCGUAACCCUCAAUUUCUACUCCAGAAUAAGGAAGCACCAGGGUUGAGGAAAAUCAUCUCCUGCUGAAAAGCCAGAAUGACAAGUCUCUGCUAUGCCCGAUGUGUGAGGAGACUGUGGGGUUCAGCACAAGCAUCCCGGCUUCUUAAAGCGACAAAACUGCACAGAUCUGUAUGUCAGCUGCAACAUAAAAAGGUUAUGGAGGAGGAAAAACCAUGGGCUCUGAUCUCAGAGGUGGGCGAGCAGGGUUACCUCGAGAAAGUCACUGAUAUAAUGAAACAACACUUCCAAAUCAUCUGCUACAGAGACUUUCUACAAAACUCUGCGCUGCACGGUCCUAAAAUCAAGGCCAUGUUCGUGUGGAACGCCUGUCCUGCAGCCAAGCCCUCACUGCUCAGUUCACUUCCAUCGCUGAAGGUGGUUGCCAAUGGAGGAGUGGGCAUCGACCACCUUGAUGUGCCGUACAUCACCAGUCUCGGGGUGAAGGUGACCAACACGCCCGGUGUGGUGAGCGAUGCCACUGCAGAUAUUGCCAUGGGUUUGCUUCUGGCAUCAGCACGGAAGAUUGUUGAGGGUCACCAAAUAGCUGUUGACCCCAAGACCACCCACAUACCACAAUGCCUGAUGGGAGUUGAAGUCACAGGGUCGACUCUUGGGAUCAUUGGAAUGGGACACAUCGGAUACAAAAUCGCUCAGAGAGGCAAAGGAUUUGACAUGAAGAUCCUGUAUCACAACAGGAACAGAAGGAGUGUUGAGGAUGAGCAGGCAGUGGGAGCGAGUUUCUGCCAGAACAUGGAUGACCUGCUGAAAGAGUCUGACUUUGUGAUGCUGGCGGUCAACCUGACCCCUGAUACCACCGGUCUGAUCAGCCACAGAGAGCUGUCUCUCAUGAAACCCACAGCAACACUGAUCAAUAUCAGCAGAGGUCUGGUUGUGGACCAGGAUGCUUUAGUUAAAGCUCUGCGGUGCGGAACAAUUCGAGCAGCUGCAUUAGACGUGACUCACCCUGAACCUUUACCAAGGGAUCAUCCUCUACUUGGUCUUUCUAAUGUGCUGAUCACCCCCCAUGUUGGCACCAACACUUACACAACAACCAGAAGGAUGGUGCAGAGGAUGGUAGAAAAUGCUGUGGCUGCAGUGAAAGGCCUACCUAUUCCCAAUGAAGUCAUGCCAAACUGACUUAAAUGAUAGUAAAUUAUCUGUCUGAAUUUAGUAAUGUUUAAUUAAUGGCAUUAGUGUCUCUACUAAGAAAUAGACUAAGUGCUUUUACUUGCUCAUAAAUGAGUUUGAUUGUACUUUGUUCUGUCUAAUGAUCUAUCACAAUCACCCUGACAACUAAUGUAUCAAUUCAAAUCACUCUUCUGUGAACAAGUGUUGGAUAGAAACUGACAUGAUGAUUUUUAAUGUUUUAGUGUAGCCAUAAAACCUUUUUUUGAUUAAAUGACUUUUACAUUAAAAUGCACAGUUUAUGACAAAAUAAAACUACCUCACAUUUUUAAUUUUCAGCAAGUGUACCUCCUUUUGAGGUCCUAUGAACUUUAGGUUUCAUAAAACCUUGCAGAGAUAUGACCUCACAUCCUGGUUUGGUGGCUUUGUUGUAUUUUUUGAUUAGCUGUGACAAACUAACACUUUCGAUAAUCAAAAAUCCAUGUGAUAACUUCUGUAAGGCUUUGUCUGAAGAUAAUCUGUACCAAUUUUU
Messenger RNA from Seriola dumerili (greater amberjack), 1727 nucleotides. RefSeq names its product probable 2-ketogluconate reductase. The coding region runs from base 107 to 1207 and encodes 366 amino acids. Gene Ontology annotation, cellular component: cytosol. Gene Ontology annotation, molecular function: glyoxylate reductase (NADPH) activity; NAD binding; hydroxypyruvate reductase [NAD(P)H] activity. The record is from RefSeq and is a predicted model, not a curated record. Lineage: Eukaryota; Metazoa; Chordata; Actinopteri; Carangiformes; Carangidae. The transcript has 7 exons.